This is a messenger RNA of Topomyia yanbarensis, 1273 nucleotides long. Its product is annotated as phenoloxidase-activating factor 2-like. Gene Ontology annotation, molecular function: serine-type endopeptidase activity. The coding region runs from base 13 to 1146 and encodes 377 amino acids. NCBI's taxonomy places the organism in Eukaryota, Metazoa, Arthropoda, Insecta, Diptera, Culicidae. Gene Ontology annotation, biological process: proteolysis. The record is from RefSeq and is a predicted model, not a curated record. The transcript is spliced from 4 exons.
CAGCGUGCCAAAAUGGAACAACGAACAAGUAAACUCCUCGUGAUUCUUCUUCUAGUUCAAGGUUUGAUCAAAGUAGUGCACAAUCAGUGUGACGGAGUUUGUGUACCGAUGGGAAAAUGUCCCGCCAACGAUUUUGGUGGAGCCUUUGUAUUUGACGUACGAGUUGGUGCUGAUGAAGAAAUUGAAGCCGAUUGCAAUCAUUAUCUGGAGGUUUGUUGUGAUAAAGACGCUGUAACACAAGAAGUGGUCACAAUUCCCUCAGCUGGACGAGGAUCAGGCACAGUAAUUAAAGAAUCAGUCGACCAAACGGUCAAUUCAGCUACGACUGAAUUUCGGGAAUGUGGGUUCCGAAAUAUAGACGGUGCUGGUUUCAGGAUAACAAAUGCCAACAAUGGAGAAACUGAAUUCGGCGAAUUUCCUUGGAUGGUGGCACUUUUUAGUCAAGAUAACGAGGGCGCGGACAAAACAUACUUUUGUGGCGGUUCAUUGAUUAAACCCAAUAUCGUACUAACAGCGGCCCAUUGCAUUAUCAAUCGCUUAGAAAAAAUCUUGGUUGUUCGUGCUGGUGAAUGGGAUACAAAGACGGAGUUUGAAGUUUUGCCUUAUCAGGAGCAACGAGUAGCUCAAGCCAUCAUCCACAACAACUAUAAUGCGCAGUUUUUGUUCAACGAUGUAGCGCUGUUAGUUUUAGAGCAAGCAUUCGUAGCGGACGAAAAUGUGCAGCUGCUCUGUCCGCCCCCUCAAGGAAUUGAAUUCAAUGACGAAAAUUGCGUAGCUACGGGUUGGGGAAAAGAUAAAUUUGACUCAGUUAGUUACCAGGUAAUCAUGAAGAAGGUUGAACUGCCGAUCGUUUCCAAUGCUGACUGUCAAACAGCGUUGAGAGCUACCAGGUUAGGACGUUCCUUCCGACUGCACAAUUCCUUCAUUUGUGCCGGUGGUAUGGAGGGCAUCGAUACCUGUACUGGAGAUGGUGGAUCACCGCUUGUGUGUCCGAUUCCCAACGAAGUAAAUCGAUACUAUCAAGCAGGUAUAGUUGCUUGGGGCAUCGGUUGUGCUCAGGACAGUGUUCCAGGUGUUUACGUAAAAGUUAGUCUUUAUAGUGAUUGGAUAGAAGAGCAAUUAGGAAAUUUAAUCACGAACUUAUGAGAAAAAACAAUCGACAACAAAGAGGCGAGAAGUCAAAAGUAACUGAAAAUCUGAAAACAUGUAACAUUAUUUAAAAUUCUAUCACACGGUUUAUUCUAUUAGAGCUUGGAUUUUUCUACCUUGGAAA